AAGUGAGGUGGCAUAUGGAGAUAAGAUUUCUAUAUCAUGGCCUCCAUACAUCCAUGUCAUCAUGCCUUUGGGAAUCACUCCAAGAGAUUGAUUUUCUAGUGAUAUUAUAGUCUUCACCCUUAAUUUUUUUCCCUUAUUUUUUCCUUGAAAGAAUAGUAAAUAAAAAUCCUUCGGAAGCCAGGAGAAAAAGAAAAAAAGAGAGUCAGGGGAUCACAUGGAGUGAGUAGGGUUAAAAACUUUGGGUAUAAGCGAGGUAGCAUAAUCAGAUCUUGUGGAGGCUAUUAUCCUCAAACUUGUCACAGCUCUUGCAAAACAAGGAAGGAGGGCAGGAAACUGCCUGCGAUUAGACUCUUCUGCAACUCUUUGGAGGGCUUAUCCAAAAAAUUUCGAUCACAAUGUCCUCUGCAGAGAAGUCAAAUGCGUCUGAUAGCAAAAAGGCAAAGGCACAGGCACCAAAAUCUGCUUCAAGUAGUGGACAAGGAACUGCGACAUCAGAGCCAGAAAAGGGAAUGCCAUCAAAUGCAUUUGAUUUCUCUGCAAUGUCUGGCCUGCUGAAUGAUCCAAGCAUCAAAGAAUUAGCUGAGCAGAUUGCAAAGGAUCCUGCAUUCAAUAAGAUGGCCGAGCAGUUGCAACAAAGUGUGCAUGGUGCAGGACAAGACAGUGCUCCACAGCUAGAUACACAGCAGUACUUCUCUACAAUGCAGCAAGUUAUGCAGAAUCCUCAAUUCAUGAACAUGGCUGAGCGGCUUGGUAGUGCUCUUAUGCAGGAUCCAUCAAUGUCUAGUAUGUUAGAGAGUCUUGCAAAUCCUACUCACAAAGAGCAGUUGGAGGAACGCAUGGCACACAUUAGGGAUGACCCAGCUUUGAAGCCUAUACUUGAGGAGAUUGAGACUGGAGGUCCAGCUGCAAUGAUGAAAUACUGGAAUGAUCCAAAUGUGUUGACCAAGUUAGGGCAGGCUAUGGGUGUUGGGAUUCCGGGUGACAUUCCUGCCUCCAAUGAGGCAACUAGUGCAGAAGAAAUUGAAGAGGAAUAUGGGUAUGAGGAGGAAGAUGAGCCUACUGUCCAUCACGCGGCUAGUGUUGGUGAUGUUGAGGGAUUGAAGAAUGUCCUUUCAAGCGGUGCGGAUAAAGAUGGGGCAGACUCAGAAGGUCGGACAGCCCUGCACUUUGCCUGUGGGUAUGGUGAGGUAAAAUGUGCUGAGGUGCUUCUUGAAGCUGGAGCAACUGUUGACGCCCUUGAUAAGAACAAGAAUACUGCCCUUCAUUAUGCAGCUGGCUAUGGACGCAAGGAGUGUGUAGAACUUCUAUUGAAGAAUGGCGCUGCUGUGACACUUCAAAAUUUGGAUGGGAAGACCCCCAUAGAUGUCGCUAAACUGAAUGAUCAGAAGGAGGUUUUGAAGCUUCUUGAGAAGGAUGCAUUUUUGUAGGUUUAGAAAACUGAUGUCUACUAUUGAACUGUAUAAACAACAGUAUCGUAUUUUUAGUUAGUUAGGAGUUUGUAUUUGUCCACAAUGUGUGGUUCCUACCCGGUGAAAUGACGUGUAUGGGUUUUAAGAAUUUUAAGUAGCCGAAUGCUGCAAUUUAUUUGUGCCUGCACAUAGUGUGGAUUGAUUUGGGAUCCACUUCUUUGAAUAUUUAUUAUUCUCUAAACUUUCAAAAAAUAAUAUGUUUUUUA
Molecule: messenger RNA, 1675 nt
Organism: Cryptomeria japonica (Japanese cedar)
Lineage: Eukaryota; Viridiplantae; Streptophyta; Pinopsida; Cupressales; Cupressaceae
Product: ankyrin repeat domain-containing protein 2A
Exons: 8
Coding region: 396-1427 (343 amino acids)
Biological process (GO): protein targeting to chloroplast
Cellular component (GO): chloroplast outer membrane
Molecular function (GO): protein binding; chloroplast targeting sequence receptor activity
Source: RefSeq, a predicted model, not a curated record